CUCAAAAAAUCAUAAGUCAUCAAAAAGAUGUUUAAAUUAGUGACAGUUGCUUUAUUUACAUUAGUUCAAGUUACUGUUUACUGCAGACCAAGAGCUAAAAGCCUUGAUGUCGUUGAACAAUCCAUUUCAUCCGUGAAAGUCAAUGCUGAAAAAUUGCUCCCUCCUGACCAUGUUGAUGCCCUAAAGUUUGAGAAAGAUGGCCACAUAAAUAAAGAUUAUCGCAAAGAAAUAUUCCUCGGCAACCACGAAGAAAUGGAUGACGACCCAAUAGAAAUAGCAGAGGCAAAACUAGUGGACAUUUUUCACAAGAUAGAUGUAGAUGCUGAUGGGUAUUUAAGUGACAGUGAACUGGAGCAGUGGAUCCUGGACAGAAUUAAUGCCCACAUGGAUGAAGCAGUGGAAGAGAAUGAUGCUGUCUUUAAACAUUUGGACCCUGAUGGAGAUGGCUUUGUAGAAUGGAAGGAAUAUUACAAACAUUUCUUACUCGCAAAGGGACAUGGGGUCAAAGAAACUGAAAAAUACCUAGAAGACUAUGAUACUGAUAUACUAAAAGAGGAUGAACGAGAUCAGCUUGUACGAUACAAAUUUAAAUGGACAGAUGCUGACAUUGAUCCCAUUGAUAAUAAACUGGACAAAAAGGAAUUUUUCAGCUUCCGUCACCCAGAACAAAGCCCUCAAUUGGUGGAAAAUAUGAUCAUGUCAAUAAUUAAUUCAUUAGAUGAGGAUAAAGAUGGUAAUCUGACCCUGAAGGAGUUUAUGACAAAUUCUGAUGAAAUGAUGCAGGAAGAGGGGUCAGAGAAAGAGAGGAAGGAAGAGAGAGAGGUCCGAAAGAGGGAAUUUGAAUCAGCCAUCGAUAAAAAUAAAGAUGGAAUAGCCACAAAACAGGAAUUAAUUGAUUAUAUGAAUCCCAGAAAUCCACAACAAUCCAAACAAGAAGCCAACAACCUAAUCUCCUUAAUGGAUGAUGACAAAGACGGAAAACUUUCCUUAAAAGAAAUCAAGAACCAUAAAGAUGUUUUUAUAAGUAGUAAAAUUGUUAAUGUGAAAAGGGUGCUACAUGAUGAAUUUUAGUCUAUAUUAGAUAUAUUUUUGUUGU
This is a messenger RNA of Saccostrea cuccullata (small rock oyster), 1096 nucleotides long. Its product is annotated as 45 kDa calcium-binding protein-like. Gene Ontology annotation, biological process: calcium-ion regulated exocytosis. The transcript has 6 exons. NCBI's taxonomy places the organism in Eukaryota, Metazoa, Mollusca, Bivalvia, Ostreida, Ostreidae. Gene Ontology annotation, cellular component: endoplasmic reticulum. Gene Ontology annotation, molecular function: calcium ion binding. The record is from RefSeq and is a predicted model, not a curated record. Bases 28 to 1071 code for a protein of 347 amino acids.